AUGUUAUUGUCAACUCGUGAUGCACAACGCGAAAAGCGAGCAGCACAACAUUUCGUGGCAGCUACGAUAGCUGACAGAUUAAGUAUUACUGGUAUUGAUAAUGUCAGUUUUCGUUCAGAUUCAAUAUCCAAUAAUCAUUUAUCUGUUGUACUAUUCCGACGACAAUCACAGGUAGAAAUUCAUUCACAACAAGUAUCAAAUCGACCAACGAUUAAUGAUGCACAACCAUCAACAUCUUCGGAGAAAGGGCGAUAUCGUUGGAGGAUGGCUUAUUAUUUUUAUAUUCAUGUAGGUUUAUUUAUUUUGAGUGGAUUAUCAUGUGGUUUGAUCGUUUGGCUUAUUGAAAAUCAUUCAUCUUCACGCAAUCUUCAAAUGGAAGUAGCCUAUAUUGAUGCUUGGUUUGUUAGUAGUUCAUGUGUUUAUAGUUGUGGUUUAACAACAUUAGACUUUGCCAAACUUUCACAUGCUUCUCAAAUUACUCUUAUGAUAUUUACAUUUAUAUCAGGCGUUACAAUUAGUACAUUGCCAGCAUUAGUUAUUAAAGCUCAAACACAUCGAAAAGUCGAAGGAAUAACGGUUGAUGAUGAUCAUGGUGAUUUAGAAGGCCGACCUAAUGAUGAAUUACCUACAUUUAAUAUUCGACAUGAACAAAAUUUACCAGAACAUAUGCGACAACGACUUGCAACAUUACCAACUACAGCACAACUUCGUUUUCGUGCUUAUAUAACAUGCAUUAUUUUUAUUCUCAGUACUUGUUUUGCUAUUUAUACAAUAGGAUUCAUCGCUAUUGGUAGUUGGUUACAAGCACGUUAUACACCUGAACAAUUACUACAAGGAAAUUAUAGUGUUAAUCCAUGGUAUAUUUCAUUUAUUGUUACUGUAACAGGUUUUAAUCAAAAUGGAUUAAGUCCUUUUUCAGAUGGUCUUUCACGUUUUGUUCGCGAUAUUUAUCUCAAUUUGUUUGUUAUGAUAGUAGUCAUAAGUGGGACAUCAUUUUUUCCUUUUAUAUUACGAAAUGUCCUUUUAUUGGCACGUCGUCUAUCUCCAUGGCACCAUAAAGUUAUAUUUGAUUAUAUUCUUAUGAAUAAUCAUCGUUUAUCUACUUUACUUUUUCCUUCUGUACAAACUCGUAUUUAUUUGUUUGUAACAAUGUUAUUGUAUAUAAUAGGUGUUAGUAUUUCGCUUAUACUGGAUUUAAAGCGUGAUGACUUCGCUAUUUAUUCACCUGGUAUACGUGUUCUUAUAUUUAUUUUUCAAACAGUAAAUACACGUUUUGCUGGCUUUCAAACUAUUGACAUAAAUUUAUUAGCAUCAGGUACAUUAUUAGUUUAUCUAUUAUUGAUGGCAACUAAACCACAAAUGUUAUGUGCUCUUGAUGAAUCUCCAUUUGAAAUAUCUUGGUUGGCAUUACAAGCAAAAGAGGAAGCUAAUGCUGAAACAGAUUCUAUAGUGAAUGCCAAUAUUAAUUUAGAUUUACCUGCACCUAAUAAUGGAUUAGGAUCGACUCUAUCAGCAUCAUCAACUGGUGUUUUGCCUAUGCAACAGGUGAAACGUUUUCUACGUCGACAAAGUUUUAUUACUAAAAAUCUUGCUCGAGAGGAAUUUACUAAACCAACACCAGACGAUGAUACUCGUAGUAAACCCCGACGUUUGCAAUAUUUGCGUGCUCGUUUAUUUCUUAUUUAUUUUUUACGAUCUAUGAUACAACAUACAGUUAGUUUUAUUAUUUUAACUCGUACUUGGUUAUUUGUUUUUAUAUUUCUUAUAUGUACUAUAGAAUAUCGUAAAAUGGCACCUGUCGAUUCAAAUAUAACUGUUUUUAAAGUUAUCUUUGAAAUUAUAUCAGCAUUUGGAACUGUUGGAUUGUCACUUGGCUAUCCGAAUGUAGCAUCAAGUUUCUCUACUGUUUUUUCACCAGCAAGUAAAACAAUAAUUGUUGCAACGAUGUUAAUGGGUCGACAUCGCGGUUUACUUGCAUCAAUGAAAGAUCAAGAAGCUAUUGGAUAUAGUGCUACUGACUUACUUAAUCAGCGACGUGAAGAAGUUUUUAAUGAAUAUCAACGAACAAAAUUUUAUAGAAAUCUUCUACUAACAAUAAGAUCGGAGGAAUUGAUUACAACCUUUUAA
This is a messenger RNA of Rotaria sp. Silwood2, 2127 nucleotides long. The record is from the annotation of a GenBank genome assembly. NCBI's taxonomy places the organism in Eukaryota, Metazoa, Rotifera, Eurotatoria, Philodinida, Philodinidae.